AUGGCGCCCGUCAUCUUCGGCCUGCCUUUUAGCGAGUUCACAUGGUCCAAAUUCGGCAAUGCAAACAUGUGGAACAAUGUCUACCACUUGAGAAGAACGAAAUUCAUUGUCUACCAGCUCGCCAUGAUCUUUUGCGUUGUCUCAGAAUCUCUCGGAACCGAUGCUCUGUCGCGAUUCGUAAGCCAGCAGAAGUACAUCGAGAAACACGCACCUGGCGCUAGCGAAUACAACAAUGACUACGUUGGUGUCGCUUCCUACAACAUCUUCGCCGGAAUCUACGUGGCCACUAUCUUUGGUGGCGCUUUCUUCUUCGACUUGAUCUGGCCUGAGAGACACGAGGACCGUGGUGUCAGAGUUGCUUGGAAGAUCUGCGCCAUUGCUGGUAUCUUUGUACACCUUGCCAGCUGUAUCGCCAUGACCGUCAUUGUCGCGACGAAGACCGCCUAUACCACCGGUAUUAGCACUGCCGAGGGAAACAGACUGGUUACAGAGAACGGCAAGACUCCUCUGGACUACAGACACAGCGCCCGUAUCGUCACUUCGGUCGUCUUUGGAUGGAUUGGAUGGGUCUUCGUCAUUGCUAGCACUGUCAUCCUUGUUGUUGGCAAGAACCACGACGAGAAGGUCGGACCUUGGAGCACCCACGUCCGCGAGGCCAAGAAGAACAACAUUGACGUCGAGUCCAACUUCGUUUCAGGACACCCAUCGGAGAAGCCUUUGACCAACCCUCUUACUGGCGAGCAACCCGAGGCCCUUCGUCCCAACCGCCCUGAGGCUGCUCACGUUCACGAGCCUACUCGUGUCCAGGAGGCAUCGACCGAGACACAGAACCACCACAGCUUUGACUCGAGCGCACCGCCCGUCAACCCUUCCCAUGCUUGA
Aureobasidium musti is the source of this 882-nucleotide messenger RNA. Lineage: Eukaryota; Fungi; Ascomycota; Dothideomycetes; Dothideales; Saccotheciaceae. The record is from the annotation of a GenBank genome assembly.